Molecule: messenger RNA, 2235 nt
Organism: Theobroma umbraticum
Lineage: Eukaryota; Viridiplantae; Streptophyta; Magnoliopsida; Malvales; Malvaceae
Molecular function (GO): protein binding
Source: RefSeq, a predicted model, not a curated record
AAAAGAAUUGGAAGAUGUAAUUGGAGACAAAAGCUCUUUUGUGAGGAAGGAGCAAAAGGCCGGAAGGGACGCAGGCAAUUUCCGAUCAUGCCGACGCAGCCCGAGUGCACGCGUUUACAUCAUCUGAACUAUGUUUGAUUGACCCGGCAACGGCCAAAGUCAAUAACUCUAUAUAUAGAAGCAAGGAUUAAAUCAGUAAAAUUGCAAAUUCAAACAAUCUGAAGACACCGGUGUGCAAGAGCGCUUCGCAAUUGAACUGAACUGUAGCUACAAUGAUGCUUCCCAGGGACGCAAAGAAGCAGGUGGAGGAACUCUUUGAUUUGAUGUACUUGGAGGAGCGAGUUUGCUUAGAGGUUGAAGAGGCCAAGUCGUUCCACGUGGAAUGCUUUGAGGUAAGGAAGCGAGUGAAGCAAAUCUCCCUAAUGCUGAAGACAUUGACCUGCUUCAUCACCUCUGAUCAAACUUCCAUUUACCUGCGCCCAAUCAACUGCAUAGUUGCCAAGGUGAAGGAUAACUUUGAGCUCGCACUUGCCAUUGUGUCCAAGUGCAAGUCCAGGAGCCUACUCAGCAGUCUCUUCACCAUCCUUAAUGCCACCCGUUUUCGCGGGCUCUCCGACCUUUUGGAUGCUUCUAUCAGCGAUAUGGAAUGGCUGGUUGCCGUCUAUGACCGCCGAAACGAAGUCACAGGCCCAAUGACCAAGAAUGGUUCGACUACCUUAUUGGUCUGGUCUUGCAUCGCCACCGUCGAAAUGGGGCGUCAAUUAGAAGAUCGUGUCCAGGCUGCGAUAUAUCUUGGUUCACUUGCUCAAGAAAAAGACGAGUACAAAAACAUUAUUUUUUAAGAAGGCGGGGUUACCUCCUUUACUGGAGCUUUUUUGAAAGAGAACUCCUCUCUAGAAGCUCAGAUCACGGCUGCUAAAGCACUUUGUCUUUUAGCUAAUGAGCAGGAGAGGACGAGAAUUAUUAUGAAGGAAAUGAUAUCUACGGUUGUAAAUUGUUUAUCAAGAACAUCGCCGACGAGGGAUCAAAUUCAGGCGGCGAAUUUGGUUGCCAAAAUAGCGGAGGAUAACCCAGAGGUGAAGGAAUACGAUUUGAUUAGAGAGAAUGUAAUAUGGCGGCUGGUAACGUUGUUGUCAUCUGAGCCAUCUGCAGAUGGUCCUAAAACCAAUUUACAUAAUCUCGAAUUGAAAAUCAUUUGUUCGAAGGCUUUAUGGGUGCUUGCUGAGGGCAGUGUUUCGAAUUGUAGGGCAUUAAUGGAGACAAAGGGAAUGCUUUGCUUGGCUAGGUUGGUGGAAACGGAACAGGAUGAAUUACAGUACAAUUGCUUGAUGAUCAUAAGGGAAAUUACAUCUAUUGCUGAAUCAAAUCAAGAAUUCAGACAUUCGGCGUUUAAGACUAAUUCUCCAGCUGCAAUGACUGUUGUUAAUCAGCUAUUGGGAGUGAUUGAAGAAUUUGAUGACAAAAAAUUGAGAAUUCCGGCAAUCAAAUCGAUGGGUUCAUUGGCAAGAACCUUUCCAGCUAAAGAAAGUUGGGUAAUCCGUCCCCUGGUUUUCCAGCUCGGCAGUACGGACCAAGAAGUAGCAAAGGAAGCUGCUAUUGCUCUGCAAAAGUAUGUAUGUCCAGGGAAUGCCCUUGGCAUGGAGCAUUCGCAAUCGAUAGUUGAAUUCGACGGUGUCCCGCUUUUAAUGAAGUUACUUGAUGGCGAUAAAGAGUCACAGCAUCAUGGAUUAGCUCUGAUCUGCUACCUCACGAAGCACGACAUCAACAGCAGUGUUUUGAUUGAAGCUGGAGCAUUGACUGCUCUGGAGACGAUAGGUGCCAAAGAUCCCGAGGUAGAAGAAUUGGUCUCCAACGCAAUAUCCAAACUCAAAUCGAAUCAAACCGGUAAGCAUGAAAAUUUAGACAGUUCAGCAAAAGCUAGCAUUACACAGACAAUCGUAGAACAGAGCAAAGAAGCACUCAAUUAUCUGCGACAACGCUCGGAGAUACUGUGGGAGGGGCUAACAGUAUUUGCACAAAAGCCAGAAGAACUCUACAAGGGAGAUACAGGCCUAGUUAAUUUUAGGAUUAGAACGGGGGACGCUAAGCCUCUUAUAAGCCUUAACAUUAAGCCUGUUAGUCCGCAUUGCUAAAAUUGAUUUUUUUUUUAAUCUCAAUUUUAAUGAAUUUAACGUUAUAUCUUUAUUAAUAAUCGAUUUAAGAUAUCAGGAUAAUGAAAAGAUUAUUUUUAAUUUA